Molecule: messenger RNA, 348 nt
Organism: Fraxinus pennsylvanica
Lineage: Eukaryota; Viridiplantae; Streptophyta; Magnoliopsida; Lamiales; Oleaceae
Source: the annotation of a GenBank genome assembly
AUGCUAUCCAAAGAAGAGUGCGCUCAACCGCAUUCAAGAAGAAAAUUUGGACUUCUUGAAAAGCAAAAGGAUUAUAUUAAACGCGCAAAAAGCUCUCAUAAAAAGGAGGAGACUAUACUGGUCGUUGCAGAACUUGAGAUGAAGGUUUUUGGUGGUUCUAUCAUUUUAAGGGUGUCCCAUGUUACCUUUGGUGAUGGAGAAGAAAAUGAAGGAGUUGGUAUAUUUAUUGUGGUUGCCAUGGUGCAAUUGAAAAUUGAAAUGCUAACUGCAACGCUGAAUUCUCUUGGCUAUCAAUCAUCAAUCGUGCUGAAGACAGGUAGAGAAUCACCCCUUCCCUCUGAUUCUUGA